AUGAAAAAUCAACCAUUGAAGAGUGUCAACCCUCCCAGUCAAUAUUUCACAUGUGGACUGGCAGGGCCGCUUUUAUUCUUCACCAACUUUUUUCUCAUCUUGGAUACAACUUUCUUCAAACGAGAGUGUCCCUGUGUUCCAGCAAAAAAUACUUCCUUUGCGUUCAAGUUCACGUCGCGCCUCUCUCACUCUCUAUCAAGCCCGCUCACGUGGCUGUGGAUCACCGCAAGCCCCUUGACAGUGACCGCCGCCUGUGAUGGUAAUCCUGAUAGAAAUGCGCUUAUUGGAACAUCACCAUGGCAGGAGUGUAUAAGCAUGUGUGAGACAGGAAUCCACUACUGCAGUCACGCUGGAUGCAACUGUGUUCACGAUAUUAACGGUCUCACGUUUUCCUGUAAUUCUGGAUACGAGCUAUCUGGUACUUAUGAUUGCGAAGAUAUUGAUGAAUGUCAGACGGGAGAUCAUGAUUGCGGAAACGAUCCUGGCAUGACCUGUUAUAAUAAUGUGGGCAGUUUCGAUUGCAUGUGCGACGGUGGAUAUGACUACACCGCUAAUCCUACGCCAACCUGCACUGAUCAGAACGAGUGCACCCUUGGAACACAUCAGUGCUGCGAAAUCGGCUGCGAUUGCAACAAUAUCAGCGGAGGAUACACUUGUUCCUGUCAAGCUGGUUUUGAAACAGACAACACUCUCUACGGAUGCAAGGAUGUUGAUGAAUGUGCGACCGGAGUUCAUGACUGUGGAACCGAUCCUGGAAUGAAUUGCGUCAAUAAUGUCGGCUCUUUCGAUUGCAUUUGCGAUGAAGAAUACAGUAAUGCCUACAGUUUUCAAACCGGAAAAACUUGUGUCAACGUUGAUGAAUGCACUCUUAAUACUCACAACUGCUGCACUCAUGCGGGUUGUUCCGGAUAUCCGGGAUUUACUUGUGCAUGUGAUGUUGGUUAUCGAGGAGACGGGACCUCUUGCGUUGACAUCGACGAGUGUGAUGAAGAUACAGUAGCUAAUCUCUGCGGUGCUGAUUCGCUUCUUUCCUGCAUAAAUAAUAUUGGCUCUUAUGACUGUAGCUGUCUCGACGGCUAUGAUAUGGUCUUCGAUAGUGGCCUCGGUGAAGAAACGUGUGUUCAAGUCGACGAAUGCGUCGAUGACAAUCUUCACGACUGCGUCACCGGCUUUACGGGAAUCUGCACUGAUAAGGAUCCUAAUGUUGAUGGUAUAAAAUUUGAGUGUGGAUGCAUUGAAGGUUUUUAUGGAAGUGGUUUCGCCAAUGGACAGGGUUGCAUUCAGGAGCUCGACGAGUGUACAAUGGGAACCCACAAUUGUGCUGCUGAUGCUGAUUGCUUCGACACACAGGCUGCCUUUAUUUGUACAUGUCACCCUGGUUUUACUGAUGAUAAUCUUGACGGAACAAGUUGCACGAAUAUUAAUGAAUGUACAGAUGGAACUCACAAUUGUGCACCUGAUGUAGAUGGCGGCGUUUGCACUGACAACCCAGGAAGCUUCGAAUGCUCUUGUGACAACUCAAUUGCUUAUGGAGAUGGACUCGCUGCUGGAACUGGGUGUACACUCAAAGUUGACGAAUGCGCUGAUAACACUCAUACUUGCGACGCCAAUGCUGCCUGUACGGACACCCAGGAAGCGUACACAUGCACUUGCAACGCUGGAUAUGACGGUCCUGGAUUCAUUUGUUACCAAGUCGACGAAUGCGCAGAAAAAGGACUUGAUAUCUUGGGCACUGCUGGUGUUCUUGUUGGCACAGAAACCAACUAUGCUGAUUUCGUUGCCCAGCUUGAUACGAUGUCAGGAAUGGUCAACGGAGUCGUAGGUUCAUUCCAUGGAGCACUUGAAGAUCAAUUCAAUAUUGAAUCAACAUUCACUAUUGGAAAUACAGGCGGUGCCGAGAAAGUUCUCUUCAGCUUGACUGGUGCGACCAACCAGUUUAUUCCAGAUCUACCAGUCGACACCAGAGACUAUUUUAUGAGCUUUGAAGUCGUCCAAGACGCCUGCUCCGAUCCUGCACAAGAUGCGUCGAGUACUUGCACUCUGACCGUAGCUUAUGAGACAUUCUUGGGUGGAUCAGAAAAGAGCGCAACGAUACCGUACACUCUCAAUAAUACUUGUACGGACUAUACUGUGGCGGACGGAUGUCCAAUGUCAGUCAUGAUUUUGAUCAAUCGCCAGGGCAUAGCUAUUAAUGGUACCGUUACUUAUUCCAUGGUUGUUGAUUUGAUCACUCCUGACGGAAACGUCGCCUCAACUGCUUUUGUCGACAAUAACGACCACAGAAUGACCGAGUUCCGAUUCGUCAGAGAAGGUGAUUCAGCCGCGCUUAUCAGUUCUUUCUAUAUUAAUCAAGCUGGAUCUGAAACCAACAACUGCGAUGAUGACGGUGGAAUCUGCACAGAUACAAUAGGCUCUUUUACAUGUGAUUGUGAUCUCAGCACACAUUUUGACAACAACAGUGACGAGCCCGGAACCGACUGUGUUGGCCUUGUCGACGAAUGUACUGUUGGUGGACAUGAUUGCCACCCGACCGGUGGAGUGUGCACCGAUUUGGACGAUGGUUGGUCCUGCACCUGCGCCACGACACACUUCGAUCUUAAUCCUGAUGAUCCUGGAAAACAGUGUGAUCAAUUACUACCUUGCGAUGCUCGACUUAUUGGCGACGUUUUUGAUGAUUCCGCCCUCAGUCCACGGGGCUUUUGGGAUUGCAACCGAGGAAGCAAGAAAACAACUUGUAAUUAUAUCUGCCCUGUUUCUGAAGCAGUCGGUGUUACAGCUUCAUGCAAGCACAAAAGCGGGUUGUGGAGAGAUCCUACUCGUCCAUUGACCUGUAAUUUGCCACCAACAUGCGAUCUUGCUGCUCUUGAGACUGAAAUCACCGAUUUCUUGGGCCGCAUCGGAUCAACUUAUGUUUUCAACGAAAACGACUGGCAGAUUGAUGGACUUCAGGAGGACAAUUUCCUUAGAGGAAGAUGGAAUUGUGGAAAUUCCUUCUUUACCAAGAAGAUUCAAUUCAGCUGCAACCGAAAAGAUGGAGGUACUCGAGCUGUAUGGAAAUUCAAGGGUGAUCCGAGUGAUCAUCCAGACGUCUGUCAAGGAAUCUUCCGAAGCGAAGGCCUUGAAGUUCGAUCGAAAUACGUCAAAAAAGCUUGA
Oikopleura dioica is the source of this 3153-nucleotide messenger RNA. NCBI's taxonomy places the organism in Eukaryota, Metazoa, Chordata, Appendicularia, Copelata, Oikopleuridae. The record is from the annotation of a GenBank genome assembly.